Messenger RNA from Rosa chinensis, 2132 nucleotides. Its product is annotated as transmembrane protein 53. The transcript is spliced from 6 exons. Lineage: Eukaryota; Viridiplantae; Streptophyta; Magnoliopsida; Rosales; Rosaceae. The coding region runs from base 618 to 1937 and encodes 439 amino acids. The record is from RefSeq and is a predicted model, not a curated record.
AACCAACAGUAUACGGAACUUGUGCUAGCUUGUUCAUGGAGAUGGGAUAUUCUGCAUUGUCUUGGAAUAUUCUACAAAUAUCUUCUCUUUUGUUGUUGUUGUAUUUUCUUUGGGUGCACUGUGAUUAAAGUAAAAUCACAUUUAGUAUGGACAUGAAUGAGGUUGGUGUUGCAGAGCGUAAGGAGCAGAGAGUAUUGAGUAGCUGGUAUCCAUUACAGUUCAUCACCAAUUUCAUCAACAACAUUCAGGGGAUAAAACGAGUCUUUUUCUCUCCCGCUGUCUUGGAGAGCAGAGCUAAUCUACAUAAAGCUAUCGCGUCUAGGAUAAACACGUGGCAUCAUUUGGUUGGUGUUGUAAGCUCCCCGGGAGUUGCAAAUCUCUUGUGCUUUUUAGAAAGACAAUUGGGGGAUAGAGAGAGAGAGAGAGAGAGUUUGUUGGUCGGUGGUGCCGCGUUGGAAUAGUCGGGCUGUCAGCGGCGUCGUUUGACAGCCCGAUCUUCAACGCAAGGGAACCCAAGCCAGCUUGCUUGCUUGCUUUCCCAAUCUCUCUUGUUUCUUCCAUUAUUAUGUUUAUAUUGGCAUGAGAAAGAGAAGGAGAAGGAGAUUAAGAUUUUCAUCAUGGGUUCCUUGUCUGGAAUCCUUCAACGCCCUCUAAUCGCCGCCGCCGCUGUUGGCUUUGCUUCUUUUUCUUCCGACUUCUCCCUCAUACUGCCCUCUCACCAAUCCCAAUCCCAAUCCCAAUCCAACCACUCCUCCUCGGAUUUAUCUACUUCAACGACAACUUUGUCAUCGGACAUUUCGCUUUCUAAGCUCGCCGCAAGCCUCUCCUUUAUCUCCAGAAUUCAAGUACCUGUUCCCACCAUCAACUUGCCAAUUCCCAAUUCCCACUGCAAUUCCCUCUAUUCUUCGGUUGCAUCUUCCCCCGCUCUUCUUAAGCUCUAUCACUCUGCACACUUGGCCAAAGCGCCCAACCCAGCUGCAUGUAAACAUGACAUAAUAUCAUCAUCCACUUCCGUCCCUGACGUCUCCUACACAUGGCAUUUGCCUGAGCCAAAUGCUCUUGAUGUUUCCCGCACCUCUGAUUGUUCAUCUGCAAAGAUGCGGACUGUGGUCGUUUUGCUGGGAUGGUUAGGCGCGAAGCAAAAGCAUCUCAAGAGGUAUGCCGACUGGUAUACUUCCCAGGGGUUUCACGUCAUCACCUUUACUUUACCCAUGGCUGACAUUCUCAAAUACCAGCCUGGUGGUAAAGUCGAAGACCACAUUGACCUGCUUGUCACUCAUUUGGCUGAUUGGUUAGAAGAGGAGCAGGGAAAGAACCUGCUUUUUCAUACUUUCAGCAACACCGGAUGGUUAACGUAUGGUGUAAUGUUGGAGAAGUUCCAGAAGCAUGAUCCUUCUGUAAUGGGCAGGAUUCGGGGCUGCGUUGUGGAUUCCGCACCUGUUGCAGCACCUGACCCGCAGGUCUGGGCUUCUGGUUUCUCUGCAGCCUUACUGAAAAAGCAUAGUGUAGCAACGAAAGGAACCACAGACACUAGUGAGUUAGGGAUGGAUGCUUUGGUUGACAGCAAGGAAGUAGUGGCACCCAAACCUGCAGUAACUGAGGCAGCUUUGCUUUUAGUUUUGGAGAAGUUCUUUGAGGUGGUUUUGAAUCUUCCUACAGUGAACAGGAGGCUUUCUGAUGUUUUGGGCUUACUGUCAGCACGACAACCAAGCUGUCCGCAAUUAUAUAUCUACAGCUCUGCAGACAGAGUCAUUCCUGCAGGAUCUGUGGAGUCGUUCAUAAAACAACAGCGGAGGGCUGGACAUGAGGUUAGGGCUUGCAACUUUGUCUCGACACCUCAUGUUGAUCAUUUCAGAAAUGACCCGAAGCUGUAUACUUCUGAGCUAACUCACUUUCUGGAGGACUGUGUGCUUACUUGUUGCAAACAGUCUCGUUAACCUAAAUUAUUGAGCCACUGACCAUGACUCCAAUUCUUUUUCCUCCAAAAGUGUAUACGCUGUCCAAUUGAUUCAUCAGCGCUCAUUUUUUUGGUUGGUACUUUGUUGUUCACAUUGUAGAAGCAAAUAUACAAACUACAGGUUAUUCUCAUUAAUACAGAAGAGUCCCUCAACUUGAACUUUGAUUGCGUACCA